This is a messenger RNA of Pistacia vera, 1092 nucleotides long. Its product is annotated as ATP-dependent DNA helicase PIF1-like. NCBI's taxonomy places the organism in Eukaryota, Viridiplantae, Streptophyta, Magnoliopsida, Sapindales, Anacardiaceae. The record is from RefSeq and is a predicted model, not a curated record. Bases 1 to 1092 code for a protein of 363 amino acids. The transcript has 3 exons. Gene Ontology annotation, molecular function: DNA helicase activity. Gene Ontology annotation, biological process: telomere maintenance; DNA repair.
AUGGCUGAUUUUCAUGGACUGCCAAUUUCAAAUCGCGUUGAAUUUGAAAAUACGCAGAAUAAGUUGAUUGUCGAGGAGUUGAAUUACGAUAUUGACAGCAACAAAAUCUUGCACAAUGAUUUACACAGUGGUCUAAACAAUGGACAAAGAGACAUUUACAAUUCAAUUAUUGAUUCAGUUUAUAAUGAAAGAGGAAUGCCAUUUUUUGUUUACAGGCAUGGUGGAACAGCACUUGAUAGAUCUUUGAGAGACAUUUUGUCUGAUAAAGAUCCAUCAAAUGCUAAUAGAAUAUUUGGAGGCAUAACUGUUGUACUGGGUGGAGACUUAAGACAAAUUUUACCAGUUAUACCAAAGGGGAAAAAAUAUGAUGCGAUACAAGCAUGUUUAUCUUCAUCUCCCCUUUGGGAACAUGUCACAGUAUGGUUACUGCAAAUUGGUGAAGGAACAAGAGUAUUAGAAGAUGAAAGCUUUAUAGAAAUUCCUGAAGAUUUGAGGCUUUCUCAACAUAAAAAUCUAGAAGAAAGAAUUGUGAAUGCUGUUUUCCUGAAUCUAUCUGCUGAGAUAGGCAAUGUUGAUUAUAUCAGAGAGAGGGCAAUAUUGAUAGCAAGAAAUGAUACAGCACAUGAAUUGAACGACUACAUUAUUCAAAAAUUGCAAUUAGAAUCGAAGACCUGUUACAGUUUAGACAACACUUGCAAAGCAGCAGGGACUCCAAAUGAUGAUGACAUUCUAUAUCCAACAGAGUUCCUUAACUCUUUGAUGUGCUCUGGUAUGCCAAAACAUGAAUUGCAAUUCAAAAUUGGAGUUCUAAUUAUGUUGCUACGAAAUCUGAGUCAAUCAGAUGGUCUUUGCAAUAGGACAAGAUUGAUUGUGACUCAUCUAGGGAAGUGGAGCAUUCAAGCAACAAUUAUUAGAAGAUCAAAUAUUGGUGAUAAUAUUGUGAUUCCUAGAAUAACAAUGUCCAAUGCAGAUAUGAAAUGGCCUUUCAGAUUGAAGAGAAGGCAAUUACCAAUUGCAGUUAGCUUUUGCAUGACUAUAAACAAAAGUCAGGGUCAACUGCUCAAAAUGGUGGGAUUCUACAUAAAACACUAA